CUACUCCUGCUGUACAGUAUUUCAUGAACGUACAAACCCUUCGAAUAUCACAAGCAAGGCUUCAACGCGCUCGAGGACAACCGGUGCUGAACGUGAGGACAUGUAUUAUAUCAGUGCUCAGAUUCUGAGAUUAGGCUACUUAAUACUGUUGCUCUAUUAUAGUCUACAGUAUUAUGUGUGUUUUUCUAAGUAACCAUUGUUUUUACGGGUCAUUGGGUAUGGUUGGAUGUAUUCAUGCGCCAUGCCUCAGACCACCCCUCGUCUGAGCGGGUUAUACAGUCUACCCUACAUUAAUUGCGUGCUGAAGUAGUCAUGACGGCCUGUCCUCCGUCUUAUUUUUAUUUCUUCCUCAAGACGAACGAGAACCUUCGCCAUCAGUGGAAAUGGAGAUAUGUGUUUAAAAUGUCUGACUUUUAAACGGAUGUAGCCUAUUAGAGAUUUUUUGGCUGAACAGUGUAUUUUACAAAAGAAAAUGGAACUACGGACAAGGGGUGUAAUUCACUGCUUAUUCGAAAUGGACUUGAGAAAUCACGGAUAACAAGAAACGAAAUGUUAAACGGUGACCUUAUUGCAUUAAUUUCCACGGUAAAUCUCCGUCGCUUAACUCCCGUUUCAUAUCACUGGGGAUAGCCUAAUGAACGUAGGUUCUACCAGACUUAAUGCUAUUCACCCGGAGGUAGUUAUAAACAAAUAUGCAUCAUAUGUUAAUCUGGUCAAUUUCCAUUCGUCGUUGAAACUUCGACUGUAGAAAUCAGGUGCACUUGAUGUGCACAUACAGAAUUAACGCUCCUAUGACUAUAGCUUGGUUGCAUAGAUGGCAAAUACAAGUGAGUUUGGGGAAAGCAACCCUUCGCUACAUAAUUAUGCCAUCACCGCCUCUGCGGUGAAACUGGCCUCGCUCGGUCUCAUCAUUUGCAUCAGUCUUGUAGGCAAUGUGGCGCUGUCCCUACUGGUGCUGCAAGACAGCUCCCUUCACAAGGCUCCGUAUUAUUUUCUUCUUGAUUUGUGCUUUGCAGAUGUAAUACGCUCUUCAGUGUGUUUUCCAUUUGUGAUGAUAUCUAUCAACAAUGGUUCCACUUGGUCAUACAGUAUUAUAGAAUGCAAGAUCAUUGCUUUCAUGUCCGUUCUUUUUUGUUUCCAUGUUGCGUUUCUGCUUUUCUGCGUCAGUGUCACCCGAUACAUGGCAAUAGCACACCACAGGUUUUAUUCCAAACGAAUGACUUUAUGGACAUGUGUGGCUGUUAUUUGCAUGGUUUGGACCCUUUCGGUUGCAAUGGCUUUCCCUCCGGUUUUUGACGUUGGCACAUACAAAUUCAUCCGUGAGGAGGAGCAGUGUAUUUUCGAACACCGAUAUGUGAAAGCCAACGACACCCUGGGCUUCAUGUUGAUGCUGGCAGUCAUCGUGGGCACAACACACGUUGUUUACAUAAAGAUGCUUUGUUUCGUUUACGAUCAUCGCAAAAUGAAACCCGCUCAGCUGGUCCCAGCAAUAAGCCAAAACUGGACAUUCCAUGGGCCAGGUGCGACUGGUCAAGCAGCUGCCAAUUGGAUUGCAGGAUUUGGACGUGGUCCCACCCCACCAACGUUGGUGGGCAUCAGACAGGCCUCGCAUAAUGGAAAUAGAAGGCUGUUGGUACUAGAUGAAUUUAAGAUGGAGAAACGCAUAGGAAAGAUGUAUUACAUGAUUACACUGGCGUUCUUGAUCCUCUGGGCCCCUUACAUCAUUGCUUGCUACCUUCGAGUAUUCGUCAAAAGUGCCACAAUCCCACAGGUCUACCUGACUGCUGCGGUGUGGAUGACGUUCGUUCAAGCAGGGGCAAAUCCUGUAUUAUGUUUCAUAUUCAAUAAGGAACUGCGAAUGCGUCUCAGAGCCUGUUUGCCGUGCUGUUUGCGCACACAAACCCCAAUGGAGCCAUACUGUGUCAUCUGAACGUUUCGUUUUCAGAAAACUAAUAAGAACAAUUUUCUUUGCCUGGUUACACAAUCUUAAGGCCACAUUUUGUAUUUUCCACAUGCACCAAGUGCAAAAGUUGCAAUUCUUCAGUUAUUAUACCAAUUUAGCAUACUGAGUCGUACUAGUAGCCCAUUUCGUCCCGUUAAUUUGUGAGAACGUUGUACAUUCUGUAAAGCUUUUUGUUGCUAUUUUCAGAACCUUUUUUAACCGAAUAUGUUGUAUAGGCCUUUACAAUUUUAGAAUUGUUUCAAAUUAUCAAUGAUCUCAUCUGUUUGCAAGUACAUAUUCAUCAUAAAUUUUAAUGUUGAUUGGGCCCCUUGCACAUUCCCUGUAAAAUAUACCUGAUUUUGUAUUCUCAAUAUAAAGCAAAGAGUCAGUGCUACAAAGAGAUAUUUGCAUUGUUUGUAUUUCUGAAUAAAUAAAUAAGAAAUUGUUGAUGCAUAUUUGUUUUAAUCCU
This is a messenger RNA of Hypomesus transpacificus, 2411 nucleotides long. It is a transcript of the gene gpr27, whose product is annotated as G protein-coupled receptor 27. Gene Ontology annotation, molecular function: G protein-coupled receptor activity. Lineage: Eukaryota; Metazoa; Chordata; Actinopteri; Osmeriformes; Osmeridae. Bases 815 to 1930 code for a protein of 371 amino acids. The transcript has a single exon. Gene Ontology annotation, biological process: G protein-coupled receptor signaling pathway. Gene Ontology annotation, cellular component: plasma membrane. The record is from RefSeq and is a predicted model, not a curated record.